Molecule: messenger RNA, 2615 nt
Organism: Beta vulgaris subsp. vulgaris (sugar beet)
Lineage: Eukaryota; Viridiplantae; Streptophyta; Magnoliopsida; Caryophyllales; Amaranthaceae
Product: ras-related protein RAB1BV
Exons: 7
Biological process (GO): regulation of exocytosis; protein secretion
Cellular component (GO): plasma membrane
Molecular function (GO): GTP binding; GTPase activity
Source: RefSeq, a predicted model, not a curated record
ACUCCGGUCGACCAAACUAUCAACCCUAAGUUCCUAACCCACGCCUCUCUCUUCCUCACUCUCAAGUCUCAUCUCACGUUUCUCUCUCUUCUUCACUCUCAUCUCACAUUUUGGUGCUCUCUCUUUCUUGCAGAUCUCACGAAAUCAGGUGUGGGUAAGAGUUGCCUCCUCCUGCGGUUCUCUGAUGGUUCCUUCACAACGAGUUUCAUCACCACCAUUGGUAUUGAUUUUAAGAUUCGGACCAUAGAGCUUGAUGGCAAGCGGAUUAAACUGCAGAUAUGGGAUACUGCUGGUCAGGAACGGUUCAGGACUAUUACAACGGCAUAUUAUCGUGGAGCCAUGGGUAUUCUGCUGGUGUAUGAUGUUACUGAUGAGUCGUCAUUCAACAAUAUCAGAAACUGGAUACGCAACAUUGAGCAGCAUGCUUCUGAUAAUGUGAACAAGAUUCUGGUAGGGAACAAGGCUGACAUGGAUGAGAGUAAAAGGGCUGUGCCUACAGCUAAAGGACAAGCUCUAGCUGAUGAGUACGGGAUUAAAUUCUUCGAAACUGUGAGUGAAUUCCCCAGGAUGUGCUUGCUUAGUAUUGUAUCCUGGUAUAUUUAGUUAUUAUGCUCAAAAUGCAAGCACUGGCUAUCAGAGAUGUGGGCUUAUAGAUGGCAACCAGCAAAUUGUGAUAUGCCAGACUUUGAAAGAUCUUCAUUUUUGAAAAGGUGAGGAAGUUAGCUUAAAAUCAUCAUUAAUUAUUAUAGAUGUAUUUUGGUGCCAAGUUUCUUAAGUUGGUAUUCCCUUUCCAUUUCACUCUCCUUUAUGAACUGUUUUUUGCUAAUGAUUCCCAUAUGUCAUAUAUGCUGAACUUGCUGUCACCUUGAUAUAAUAGCUUAAGUUAAGCAAGCAUUUUACCAGGCAACCUGUUCAGUCAGUUGCUUAAGUUAAGCUAACCAAUAAGCCUUUAAUCACUAAAUCAUGGCCUUAGAUAACUACUGAGUUUAAUCACUACUUGUGAUCUUGUGACCUGUGGAUCUCAUCUUUUAAGGUGCAUAGUUAUGUGUUAGCUCUUUCUUGUACAUGACCUUAUCACACAUAUAGUAAAUCUAAAUUCUAAGACCAUCUUUAAUCAUAUUGCACUACAGAAUGAAAUGCCACUAUUAUCUUUCUCCAACGUGAUUACAUCAUAAUCCCAAAUUCAUUAUUCAUCCUAGAAUAUUCCCAUUAGCAAAAAAAGACUCUUGAUCUGAUGACAUCAUAUCAGGCCUAUAUGGAAUAUAGUGGAAUCUUGCAGCACCAAACAAAGAAUUACAAGCCAUUAGCAAACAAAACCUAAUGUUUAACUAACAUAAAAUCACCUCAAAUGGUGGAUUGGACCUAAGUCUAGUUCACUGACCCAUAACUUUGCUUUGUAUUUGUUAUAGAAAUUAACAAAAUUUUCUCUAUUUGGUCUACGGAAGAUCUUGAAAAAAUUUGAUAAACGCUUGGGCUAUGGAUUCACCAAGUAUUAUUUGAGUAAUUUACUCCAAACAUUUUUGGUUAGUUUUGUCGAACAAACCCUUAGACACUCAUUAUUUGUCUUUUCAUUAAUAAGGAGCUUCGGGAAAGAAUUCAAUAAAAAUAAAAAUAAAUCGCAUUGUUUUCUAAUAAUCCAGAGCCACACAAUUAGCUCAGUUUUACUUCCUGUUUAAUGUUAUGAUCCUUAAACUGAAGAGAAUAAACCAAGUCCCCUUAUCAAAACAAAACACACAAUCUUGUGUUAGACUUGGACACACGCUUAUAGAAACUCCCGUUAUCUGUUUACCCUGUAAAAACACACUACUAAUACACCAGUGAUAGUAGAAGAGAUACCAUAUCAAGGGGAGGAUUAUACAUAUUCAUGGUGGUAUUGAGUUUCCAACCCGUCCAAUUCCGAGUUAAUAGUACAACAACUAACUGCUUCGAGCAGAAAUAUAAAUAUGGAAGGCGAAACAACAUGAGUAGAGUAAGAUGUGGCAUAGCAGAGCCAACAAGUCAGAUUGCUCCUAUGGGGCAGAAGACAAAGUACAAAGAUGGGUUCUUUGAGAUGAUUUUCAUGAAUCUUUUUGCUAGGAAGAUGGAGAAGUUUGCUUCAUCUUCUGGCAAGAGAAAGCAGGAGAAUGAUGGGUGGUUUAAGUAUGAUUACGAGAGAUUUGUCGAUGUAUCGAAGAGAGUAAUGCAGGGAAGAUCACGCCCACAGCAACAACAGGUUGUUAGGGAAGUACUAUUGUCUAUGCUCCCUCCUGGUGCCCCAGCUCAGUUCAGAAUGAUGAUCAUGAAAACUGGAGGAAUUUGCUUAUUUCGAGUGAAGACCAUAGAGAAUGAUGAUUUCGUUUCCUUGAGCUGGUUCGUGAUGGAUGCAUUGGCUAAGGCCAAGAUACUUAUAGAUGCUAUUUAUAAUGAUGGGUGGUGGGUGGGCUGCAUUUCUAAAGUCCUUGUUGACUCAAAAUAUUUAGUUUUGUUCCAGAUUUUUGUUGUGGAGUUUAAAUUAGUGUACAUGUAAUUAUAUGAGAUUUGUAUUAGAUUUUGUUCUAAGUAUACUAGAAUUUAGUUCUCGAAUUAUUUUUUCACUUGUAUCUACAUUUAUUAUCAAUAAUAAUUGAAUUUAUUAA